AUUUACACACUGAUUUUGACUACAUAUUAUUCCGUUUAGCCGAUCGAGAUUGGGCUCACGGCGGGAGUGACCGUUGGCCAGGGGAUGUUUACUUCUAGGUACCUGAUCCCACCUCUGGUAAGUCUUGGGGUCCGCUUUUUCUCUGAUAUCUGAAAUUUCGUAUUCUUUAGAGGACUUACGUUUCAUUGAAAAUAUUGGAGAAAAUAAAUCAUCAUUGCAAUGUUGAAAUAAUAAAUUUUAUAUCAUGUCAUGGAUAUAAUGAAGCAUAUUUUUUUCUGAAAAUAAACUGAAUUCUAAAUUUUACUUUACAAAUUCUUUUAAUUUACAAAAUAAUCAGCUUGCACCAUUUUCUUAAUAUUUAAUAGUUACAAGUUGACUUCGUUUGUAUGUGUAAAGCAGGCAAAGAAACGGUAGGUUAAUUCCGAUUACUUAAACCCGAUCAAAGAUUAACGAAGUCUGUGUUUAUUCAUACAAGAUUAAAUUCCUUUCACGUACACCGAAACUCCAUAGUGUACCCCCAUCACGAAUCCAGAAAUACAGGUACAUUACUUCUGAUAUAUUUCUCAACUGAAGUUUAUUUUGGCUUCCUCUUAAUGGUAUAUGACGUGCAAUAUUUGUAAGGAAACGCGAUCUUUGAAUUCUGAAACUAAUUUGAAUUGAUUGUAGGAAUUAGUAUAGUGCAUCACUUGCACCGCUCAAAAAGUUGUUCAACCUGGGAAAUGUUGUUGGAUGUAGUCAGGGAAAGGUUGGAAUUAAAGACGGAAUGGGCAACUCGCAGACUGGACACGUUACAUCGGGGUUGAUUCCCUCCACUCGAUCUACAGUGUACUCCAGUUCAAUAGAUUACGAUACAGCGUCCCUAGAAAGCGACAGCGAUACAGAUCUGCCUUUCCGGUUUAGUUUUACCAGAUUAUCCAAUCUUCCACCUUUGCCCGGUGUUCAUCCUCUUGACUACAAGGCCUACAUGAAUACCCCGAGUAUAUCUACUGUUAGCACCAAACAAUCACAGCGAGCUCAGAAAUUUGGCCGCCAAACAACUUUUCAUUUACCUCUAAUCACCAGUCACGUGUACAGCAACCAACCGCUGAAUAAUCGAUGUGUCGUCACAGUUAAAGAAAAACCAAGAGAAAAAAAGAAUUCCAAGAAAACCAGGAAAAAGAAAGGAACGAAAAAGAAAAAGAAAAUUAUGCACAGACUUUAAAAUCAAAACAUAAGUGUUUUGAAUAUGAUAUAUAUAUAUAUACAAUGUACACGUAUUGUAUUAUGCAGGGUAAAUUUAUGGAAAGUAAAAAAAAAUCUUUCCUGUGUUUACUUAUACCAAACGAUGUAAUAAAAAUGAUAAUGAUGGACAUGUACAUGUAGUCGUUUAAAGAUGUACUCAUGUCGGGUGGGAUCCUAAAGCGAUAGUUAAUGAUUGCACAUAACUUUCGAUAGUGAAAAUGAAAUCAUAACACAGAAUAUGCACUUAAAAUUACAUGGAUAUAAUAAAUAAAUGCAGGAAUACCAAACUCCACCGGUAAAUCAAAUUGGACUAAAGUGCUUACAUAUUUCAUAUCUAUAGAUUGUAUUGAUAGAAGUGUCGAUUUCCAUCACCUUCAUAUUCAAUAUCGCGGAUGAUUCGUUCUUAUUUCAAUAACUGACAGGUGGAGGUUAUGACAGAUAACUAGUGCUCACUUUGUGUGCUGAGAAAACUACAUCAAUACAUAUCAAGUUUCGGUAUCGAGCGUAUCCGUCGAAUUCGCUGCAAUGUUCGUGAAUGACACUUCCUGGUUCUGCGUAGAAGGUUUCUUCUUGAAGAAAUCGCACAUCUCUUUUCUGAAGAAUUUGAUGAUAAUCACAAUGAAACCAAUAAUUAUGAUGACGAAGACUACAAUUGCAAAAUAG
Molecule: messenger RNA, 1884 nt
Organism: Ostrea edulis (European flat oyster)
Lineage: Eukaryota; Metazoa; Mollusca; Bivalvia; Ostreida; Ostreidae
Exons: 2
Coding region: 764-1201 (145 amino acids)
Source: RefSeq, a predicted model, not a curated record